AUGGACUCUCCGAUUAUUAGCCACCUGUUUCGACAGCUAUUCCGUCAUCCAGCAUGCCAAUCCCUCCGUCCUUCACCUCCGUCGCACAUAUUUCGUCUAUCCCGCUCUCAUCCACAAUAUCGAACGUUUAUCACGCGUCGCGCGGUGGCUAAGCGCAAGAGCGCGGACGAUGGCUUGAACUGGACGAAACGCGGGGAUUACCCAAAGAAUAUUGACGAGGAGUUGAAAACAUACCCGUUGGUGACUGCGAAAGAGUUGCGCCAUCGCCGGGAUCGACCUCGACAGGUACAAAUGUUGACAAGAGAAUUCAUUGACGACAGUUUGUACAAUCCCCAUUAUGGCUACUUUUCCAAGCACGCGACCAUCUUUAGCACCGGGGAGCCAUUUGAUUUCAACCACAUCGAAGAUGGACCGGCUUUCCACCGGAUGUUGGGCGACCGUUAUUCGGCAUUCGAAGAUUUCCUAGACAAAAAGCAGCCAGAUGAGGCCCGCCAGCUCUGGCACACACCGACUGAAUUGUUUCGGCCUUACUACGGCGAAACCAUUGCCCGCUAUUUGGUGUCGAAUUAUAAGCUGACGCUGUACCCCUAUCAUGAUCUGACCAUCUACGAAAUGGGCGCUGGAAACGGAACGUUGAUGAUUAACAUCCUCGACUUUAUCCGCGAUACAGACUACGAAGUCUAUCAACGAACCAAAUUCCGAAUAAUUGAAAUCUCCCCCGCUUUGGCUGGACUUCAGAUGAAAAACUUGACAGAUUCACUCUAUGCUGCAGGCCACUUGGAUCAUGUUGAGAUUAUCAACAAGUCCAUCUUCGAGUGGGACACCUACGUGCACUCGCCAUGCUUCUUCCUUGCGCUCGAGGUGUUCGAUAAUUUCGCUCAUGACGCUAUCCGCUACGAUACCAAGACAGAGUUACCCCAGCAGGGUGGGGUGUUGAUUGAUGCGGACGGCGAAUUUCACGAAUAUUACACCCCCAUGCUGGACCCUGUGGCUUCCCGGUUCCUGCGUGUCCGUCAGGCCGCAGCUCGGCGCGAAUUCUCCCAUCCGCUGGGCCCGCGACUCAUGCGCCAAGUCCGUGGAGCAUUGCCCUUUCAGAAACCUUCCACCACUACUGAGUACAUUCCAACGCGACUAAUGCAGUUCUUCGAUAUACUUGAUAACUACUUCCCGGGCCACCGACUGUUAGCUAGCGACUUCAGCACCCUUCCGGAUGCCGUGCCGGGGAUUAAUGCGCCGGUGGUACAAACACGUUACAAGAGGAGAACUGUGCCGGUCUCUACUCCUUUUGUUCAUCAGGGCUAUUUUGACAUCUUUUUCCCCACGGAUUUCAAUGUCGUUGAGGACAUCUACCGAGCUGUCACUGGGAAGCUGACGCAAGUAGCAAGCCACGAAGAUUUUGUCCGACGCUGGGCGUAUGUUGAAGAUACAGAAACUAGGAGCGGCGAGAACCCGCUUCUAACAUGGUAUAAGAACGCCAGCAUGUUGAUGACGGUCUAG
This is a messenger RNA of Aspergillus puulaauensis, 1497 nucleotides long. Its product is annotated as class I SAM-dependent methyltransferase. The transcript is spliced from 3 exons. Gene Ontology annotation, cellular component: mitochondrion. The record is from RefSeq and is a predicted model, not a curated record. NCBI's taxonomy places the organism in Eukaryota, Fungi, Ascomycota, Eurotiomycetes, Eurotiales, Aspergillaceae. Gene Ontology annotation, molecular function: protein-arginine omega-N symmetric methyltransferase activity. Bases 1 to 1497 code for a protein of 498 amino acids.